Molecule: messenger RNA, 1446 nt
Organism: Trichoderma virens Gv29-8
Lineage: Eukaryota; Fungi; Ascomycota; Sordariomycetes; Hypocreales; Hypocreaceae
Product: glycoside hydrolase family 5 protein
Exons: 1
Coding region: 1-1446 (481 amino acids)
Biological process (GO): glucan catabolic process
Cellular component (GO): cell surface; extracellular region
Molecular function (GO): beta-glucosidase activity
Source: RefSeq, a predicted model, not a curated record
AUGACCGUGGGCGGCUUCUUGCAUACCAAGGGGACUAAGAUCCUUAGGCCAGAUGGCACUCCCAUCGUCCUUCGCGGGGCUGCCACCGGUGGCCAUCUCAACAUGGAGAACUUCAUCACAGGAUUCCCUGGCCACGAAGAGGAGCACAAGGAAGCAAUGUUGAAAACCAUGGGCAAAGAGAAGUACGAUUUUUUCUGGUCCAAGUUUUACGAAUACUUUUGGACGGACAAGGAUGCCGAACUAUUUGCCUCCAUGAAGUUCAAUUGCCUUAGAAUCCCAUUCAACUAUCGGCACUUUCUCGAUGAUUCUGAUCUUACCAAGAUAAAGCCCGAGGGCUUUGCUCUGAUCGACAGAAUAGUUGAAAGCUGCGCCAAUCAUGGUAUCUACACAAUUCUGGACUUGCACGCUGUUCCCGGCGGCCAAAAUCAAGACUGGCACUCUGACAGCGCCAUCCACAAGGCGCAAUUCUGGGAUUUCACAUAUUUCCAAGACCGAAUGAUUGAUCUCUGGCAAGCAAUUGCAUCACAUUAUAAGAACAAUACUUGGGUGGCCGGGUAUAACCCCUUGAAUGAGCCGGCCGACCCAAGCCACGUCCGUCUCAUUCAGUUCUACGACAGAGUAGACAAGGCUAUCCGAGAAGUGGACCCAAACCACAUCUUGUUCUUGGAUGGCAACACGUAUGCGGCGGAUUUUAGGCAAUUCCCCAAGACGCCUUAUGCCAAUACAGUCUAUUCCAUUCAUGACUAUUCCAACUAUGGCUUCCCUAAGACCCCUGAGAAAUACACAGGAACAAAGGUCCAGCGAGAAAAGCUCAAGCAGCAAUAUGAGCGCAAGAUUGAAUACAUGAAAGAGCUCAACGUGCCUGUCUGGAAUGGCGAAUGGGGGCCUGUCUAUGCAUCGAAGAUGCGCGGUGACGAUGCAGUCGAAGAAACAAACGCGUCAAGAUACCACGUACUGAAAGAUCAGUUGGCUGUUUACGCCGAGGGCGAUCCAUCUGGAGAUAAGAGUCCUAUCUCAUGGAGCAUCUGGCUGUACAAAGAUAUUGGCUACCAAGGCCUCACGCACAUCUCCCCCGAAUCCAAAUGGUACACCCAUCUCCGAUCAUGGCUCGACAAAAAACUCGAGUUAGGUCUCGACCGCUGGGGUCGCGAUGAAAACAUUGCCGUCGAAAAAAGCAUUUAUAAGCCUAUAAAGGAUCAUUUCAGGGCAGUCAUUCCGGAACAUCUUCAGCGAUCAGUGUAUCCUAAGACGUGGGAUGUAGGCGACUACAUCGACCGAGUGCUAAGGGAUAUGCUUCUAUCCCAAUACUUGACGCAUGAAUUUGCAGAAUAUUUCAAGGAUUUGUCGUUUGAAGAGUUGGAUGAAUUGGCUGGGUCGUUCAAAUUGGAGAACAUGGUGGUUAGAAACGAGCUGGUAGAGAUUCUACGAAACUCUCACAAAGACUAA